AUGGCCACUGAUCCCACCGACCCUCCCGCCCUGCGCUUCCUCGACACUCUUCUCCCCUGCACCUUUCUUCUCUCCACCUUCGGCUCGCUCAUCACCUUCACCACUGCCGUAGGCAUUUACGGGGGCCCACGGCGGUACUUUGACGAAAUCCAGGUCUUCAUCGCUCUCGCGUGGUUGUUUUUCAUGUUAUCUCUCGCCGUGGCGACGGUGACCAGCAUGGCGUUGACCUUCCACAGACGGCAUGUGCGAGAUGCCUUUGACCGAGGGUACAAGUCCUGGCGGGGCGGGGCGGGGAGUCGUACGGCCGGUGAGAGAUCUGUCGUCUUUGGUAUCGUGGUUCUGGGGAUGGGAGGGAUGUGGUUGAUGCUGUUGGAGUGUCUGGCCUUUGUGUUUUUGAGUCUGUCGAUCGCGGCGUAUUCCCUGGCCGUGGGGUGGAUCGGGUUUGUCGUGUCGGCGGGCAUGAUGAUUCUGACCGUGGUGUUCUGGGUUCUGAUGGGCCAGAGGGAUUGA
Molecule: messenger RNA, 510 nt
Organism: Fonsecaea multimorphosa CBS 102226
Lineage: Eukaryota; Fungi; Ascomycota; Eurotiomycetes; Chaetothyriales; Herpotrichiellaceae
Exons: 1
Coding region: 1-510 (169 amino acids)
Source: RefSeq, a predicted model, not a curated record